AUGACUGAGAGUAUCGACGUUGAGAUGACUGACGCAUUCAUCAUCGAUCAAAACCAGAUCAUUACGCUCAAUACGGUAGAGGCUGCGAUAUCCGAAAACGCAAGCGAAACUCAAACAAUAAGGGCCAAGACGGAAAUUGAAGCAGAAGUUGUAGUAGAAGUCCGACAUCCUUUCCCGCGCAUCUCAAGAACAGGAUCUGGCCUCCAAGGCUGUCGGGAAGACGUUCGCGGCUCUCAUGCUACUCGUGUGAACAACGAUCAUCCGCACUAUCCGCAUCGAAUGGUGCACCGCCUGAUGUUGCUCAACACUGGAUCAUUCCGAAUUGCGGUUGAAUCGAUUUCUCCACAAGUGGCAAACCAUGUCCCGUCACAACGAAACCACGACUUCACUACAGAUCGCACAACUCAUCAUUUUACCUGCUCGGCUUUGGAGUCCAUCUGCCCACUUCAGCCGUUAAUUUCUCGUCCUAGUCCGUCGCUACGUGCCGUUAACGAGAUCUUGGGUCCUGCAGUGUUUGGCAAAGAGAGCCAUUCGCCAAAGUCGACGAUGCUGAGAACCUCAAAAAGACGUUGA
Fusarium graminearum PH-1 is the source of this 573-nucleotide messenger RNA. RefSeq lists its product as uncharacterized. The record is from RefSeq and is a predicted model, not a curated record. Bases 1 to 573 code for a protein of 190 amino acids. Lineage: Eukaryota; Fungi; Ascomycota; Sordariomycetes; Hypocreales; Nectriaceae. The transcript has 2 exons.